Bufo bufo (common toad) is the source of this 2818-nucleotide messenger RNA. RefSeq names its product WSC domain containing 1 (gene WSCD1). NCBI's taxonomy places the organism in Eukaryota, Metazoa, Chordata, Amphibia, Anura, Bufonidae. The record is from RefSeq and is a predicted model, not a curated record. Gene Ontology annotation, molecular function: sulfotransferase activity. Bases 698 to 2440 code for a protein of 580 amino acids. The transcript is spliced from 9 exons.
CUGCGUCCCCUUCAGCAGUUGUAACGGAGCUGCAGCUCUAGAGCAUUACCCCCGGAGGAGCACCGAGGAGCGGGGGCCGUGCAGGCGGGUCGCAGCUGUGCGGGGGGAGCCCGAGUCAUCGCCCCGCGUCUCGCGCCGUGGUCAGCAGCAGUCACUAGGACCCCGCAGAUGUCUGUGAGGGGAUGGCAGCAGCAGGGCAGCACUGAGCAUGUGCGGACCGGGGCUUCUCGCCUGCUGCUCAGUUAGUUACUGAUAUAAACAGCUGGAGGUAGUGGAGCCCACAGAAUGCAGGCGGGCACCGUGUGACUGCUGAGUAGAUGGCACCCGGGGCACGGGCACACCAGGCUGGCACAGGAUGCGACAGGGAGCCGAAUCUCUCCUCUCCUUCUGCGUAGCCUAUUGGAGUGUUACUUUUUCCUCCACCCGUAUGUCACAGAGGCUGUGAAAUACUUCCAGUAAGUAAAGAAUCCAAGAUUAUGGAGCAGACCUUUGAAACUAUUGAACAGAAUUUACAAAGGUGUAGCCAUACAUAGCUAAAAUGUGGCUACGUUUCAUGGGAACUGUAAAUGGACCUGAGUUGAAUUUCCGGAAGGAUAUUAUUUAAGAAAAUUAAUUCAAACUAUCUGUUUGCUUUCUUUUCAUAUAUUAUUUUUUUUUUUUUUUUUUUUUUUACAUUCCUUUGUUUUUUGGCGAGGGCAUGGCCAAACCUUUUUUUAGUCUACAGAAAUUUCUAAGGCGGGCUCAGUUUUUUCUCUUCUUUCUCACCAUUGCCUACUUAAUGGCUGGAAGUCUGCUGCUUUUACAAAGGUCUUACCUGGUGAUUCAGCAAAAUAACAGAGGAACUGCUAAUGUGCAGGGCUCAGCAGUUGAUGGUUUGAUGCCUCUUGAUAGAUAUCUGGAACAAAGGAUGUUUCGAUCUUCAUACUGGAAUACAAAAGGAUUAGCAGGUGGAAAUAUUCAAGAGAAACAAGAAAGUAAUGGUUUACUUGACCAGCCACUUUGGCUGAUCUCACGAAAUUCAGAGUUAAGGCAGCUGAGAAGAAGAUGGUUUCAUAAUUUUGUGGGUGAUCAAGAACAUGGUCAGGAUGUACCCCCAAAACUACAGAAGCACGCAACUGUAAAUAAAGGUACAUACAUUGGAUGCUUCAUAGAAAAUGCUGAAGAUAGGACUCUGAAGGCUACGGUAUUCUAUGAUCUGAGGAAGAUGACCAUAAGUCAUUGUCAGAGUGCCUGUGCAGAAAGAACAUAUAUUUAUUCAGGUUUGUCCUAUGGAUCCGAAUGUUACUGUGGCAACAGUCUGCCCCCAAACCGAGCCAAAGAAAAAGAAUGCAACAACGAGUGUAAAGGAGAGAAAGGUUCUGUCUGUGGAGGUGUUAGCCGUCUCUCGGUCUUCCAGCUAGAGAAACUACACACCGUGGUCAAGCAGAAAAAGAAUUCUACUUAUCGGGGAUGCUAUAGAGCUCCAGAAAACGGGACAGAUGUAUUUCCUGCAUCGUUUUUCAACAUCUCUACAGAUAUGUGCUUAGAUUUUUGCUCUGCUAAAGAAUACCCCUUAGCCAUUAUCCAAUGGCCGGAAUGCUUCUGCGGUUACCCUGAGGUUCAGUUUAACCUUUAUGAACGCCUGGAUGACUAUCUUUGUUCUGGGUCCCUGAAUGACAGCAGUGGAUCAGAGGUCUUAAGGGAUGAGAAUUAUUAUUCAGUCUACCAGACUCCCAUACAAGAUACUCGUUGUACCUCAAGGAGGUUCCUACCUACAAAGUCAAAAGUGUUUAUUGCCUUGUCGAGCUUUCCCGGUGCAGGAAAUACAUGGGUGAGACAUCUUAUAGAGCAUGCCACAGGAUACUACACUGGAAGCUACUACUUUGACGGGACCUUGUACAAUAAAGGCUUUAAAGGCGAAAAAGAUCACUGGAGGAGCGGACGGACAAUAUGUGUAAAGACUCAUGAAAGUGGCAAGAGAGAGAUUGAAAUGUAUGAUUCCUCCAUUCUACUGAUUCGAAACCCUUACAAAGCCUUGAUGGCAGAGUUUAAUAGGAAGUGUGCGGGUCACCUAGGAUAUGCAACAGAGACGCACUGGAAAAGUAAAGAAUGGCCAGAAUUUGUUAACAGCUAUGCAUCAUGGUGGGCUUCACAUGCCCUAGAUUGGCUUCAAUAUGGAAAGAAACUUCUUGUUGUUCACUAUGAAGACUUAAAGAAAGAACUUAUUGGAAAUCUUAAAGAAAUGGUGUCCUUCCUUGGUGUCCUAGUAAACAAGGAUCGUCUCCUUUGUGUAGAGAACAACAAAGAUGGGAAUUUUAAGCGAAUAGGAUCCAACCAGACAGUUGUGGAUCCAUUCACACAAGAAAUGAAGAACACAAUAGAUGGAUAUAUCAGGACGGUAGAUAAAGCACUUAAAGCCAGAAACUUUACAGGCUUACCAGAGGAAUAUAUGCCGAGAUGAUAUCUGGAAAACAAGCAGUCUUUUGAGUUUGUAAGACUUUAUACACUACUGACAACUGCAGAAUCUCUCCACUGUCCUAUGUGCUUCUAAGAAGCUCCAUGUUGAAAUAGAAACAAAGUAAAGAAUAGUACAGAGCUGGCUGUAAACCAAGGCUGAAGCUAUUAACAUUUUUCUAUGUCUUUUCCUCCACUGUAAUGAUGACUGGGAGAUGUACACUUGUACAAUGUGUUUUCUGGACCUGGCUCCUUUGUUGAUGUGUGCUGCCUUUUAGCAAUAUUUUUUCAGGAAUAGUUUCAAAUGUUGCAGAGGCAGAACCUGCAACUGUCAGAAUUUCCUUCUGUAAAAAAAUAAAAAAAAUAAAAUAAAGGUUGGGAGAAA